Messenger RNA from Symbiodinium sp. CCMP2592, 1782 nucleotides. Lineage: Eukaryota; Dinophyceae; Suessiales; Symbiodiniaceae. The record is from the annotation of a GenBank genome assembly.
AUGUUUCCCACGUUGUGCUGCGAGUUUCGCCGUGAACCUUGCAUACAUGUUACAAACCUGCGGUACGACAACCAAUAUUGUGAAUAUGCCAGCCUCGUAGUUACGACUGCACGCAACAUCACGGAACGAAGGCUGGGCUUUACUUGGCUCCGGGUUACACUGGGUUUCCACACCUCUGCCCAGGUGGCCGUUGGAUUUGGGCUUGGAGUCGCCAGUGCAACAGUCUGGCAGUUCCUUUAUGGUUCCGCAUUUCUUCCUGCGUUGGCGGCCGAUGCAACUGGACAAAUUCGACUGGGCUUCUACGUGGCCACAGCGAUGGCUGCCACCCUGUUUGCCAUCAAGGUGCUGAGAGACCGGCACACAGACAAGAAGCACUGUGAAGCGGUGAAAGUACCGGACUCUGAGAACUCCGCCGGGCCCGGAGAUGCUCUGAAAAGGCUGCGAAGCUGCGGCGCCCAAGCCGGGGUCCUACGGCGGCUGAAGGACCCACGUGCCGAGCUCGAACAGGGCUUUCGACAUGCCUUCUCGGGCAUUUGGAGCAAAACCGAGGAAGGUAACGGUAAAGCUGUCCUAGCAGUGCAGGACGUGGACAUCAUGUGGAAGAAGCUCCUGGUGAAGCGGCAAGGAGCUAGCGCCAACAUGGGAGCUCUGUUCAAUGCGCGGCGAUUGAAGGACGAGGUGGAGGAGGCUUCGAAGUCCACCAUCGACACGCAGCAGAAGAAGGCCAUGGCUGCCGGAAAGGUUGCCAACAAAGUGCAUGCUGUGGAUGAUGCUUGCCUGGCUUUGGAGAAGAAGGCGGUCAAGAACAUGGGCGUGGCAAACGUCUGGAGACGGAAUGACCUGGCUGUCCGCAGCGGUGGCAAUGGUCUUUGCGAGAUCAUUGUCCCACACGUUAAGGGCGAGAUCGAGGUCCGCAUGUGCGUGACUGGUGCCAACCUCUCGGUCGAGCGGGGUUCGCUCAUCCCGAUGGCUCGCAUGCAAAUGGAUGAGCUGAAGAGGCUUCUGGCCGAGGUCGAGUCGGCCAAAUCUGAACAGAUACGCUUGGAGAGCGCGGUAUUGCAAUGCAGCAGGGAUCUGAAGCAAAAGCACCAGAAGCUGAUCGAUCAGAUAGAGAAGGAGCUGGAGGAGCUGGAGCUUCGUGGUACCAAGUUCGCCCGUGAAUACGAUCUGCAUGUCCUUGGAACGGUGAGAAAGUUGCACACGGCUGUCAAGGCCGCAGACCUCCAGGAGCUGUGCGAAUUCGAAGUGACUUUGGCACUCUUCGUGAGCAGAGCUGCAGCGGUAUGCGACAGAGCUGGCCAGACCUGCCAGGGCAGCGCUGCCACUGAUGGCGCCACGGGGCAGUUUCCAUCCGAGCUCUUUGGGGUGCCACUGCAGACGUCAAUGGCGCCCUUCGCCAGCUGCCAGCGCCAGACAGAGGCAAUCAAGGAUGAAUUCAUCGUGGCAUCCCGUUCUGUCCUCAUGCAUGCAUACUCAGCAAGCGCGGUCACCCUGGUUGGUUUAGUCAGGGAUCAGCCGAUGGAGAAGGCUGAAGAGCUCUCCGCAGAGGCUGCCGAGGCCUUGGUUUCUGCCGUGGGCGUGGCCUCCUUCGUGGCGAUCGGCUUGGAGCUGGGCCACUGGCCGGCGGCUGCGAGCGGAACCUUCGCGAGCUCAGCUCGGUGCCCAGAGCUUGUAACACCCAAGCAGCUCAGUGACGCACAGCUCCUCAGACUCAGGCGAUUUGGCUCGAUCUGGGAGUGGACGAGCUACUGGGAGCAGGACAUAGGGAGUAGUAGUGAGUGA